Molecule: messenger RNA, 911 nt
Organism: Solanum pennellii
Lineage: Eukaryota; Viridiplantae; Streptophyta; Magnoliopsida; Solanales; Solanaceae
Product: 60S ribosomal protein L9-1-like
Exons: 3
Coding region: 95-679 (194 amino acids)
Biological process (GO): cytoplasmic translation
Cellular component (GO): cytosolic large ribosomal subunit; ribosome
Molecular function (GO): structural constituent of ribosome; rRNA binding
Source: RefSeq, a predicted model, not a curated record
CUUUCUUUAAGGUUUCAUGUCGCUGCUAGGGUUUUAGCGAUCACCAUAUUCACACACACAGUCGGAGAGAGAGUGUGAGAGAAAUUUAGAGAAGAUGAAGACAAUUCUGUCAUCAGAAACCAUGGAUAUCCCCGACGGCAUCACCAUCAAGGUGAAGGCAAAGCAAAUCGAAGUUGAAGGACCAAGGGGAAAGCUUGUGAGAAACUUCAAGCAUCUCAAUCUCGAUUUCCAGCUGAUCAAGGACGAGGAAACUGGACAGAAGAAGCUGAAGGUUGAUGCCUGGUUUGGAUCUCGAAAGGCUACUGCUUCUAUCCGUACCGCUCUUAGCCAUGUUAAUAAUCUCAUCGUUGGUGUUACCAAGGGAUACAGAUACAAGAUGCGUUUUGUGUAUGCUCACUUUCCAAUCAAUGCCUCCAUCACCGGAGGUAACAAGUCCAUUGAGAUCCGUAACUUCCUUGGCGAGAAGAAGGUUAGGAAAGUUGACAUGCUUGAUGGAGUAACAGUUGUUCGAUCUGAGAAGGUUAAGGACGAGCUUGUGUUGGAUGGAAAUGACAUUGAGCUCGUUUCUCGCUCUGCUGCCCUCAUUAACCAAAAAUGCCAUGUGAAGAACAAGGAUAUCCGAAAGUUUCUUGAUGGUAUCUAUGUCAGUGAGAAGGGUAAAAUUGUUGAAGAAGAAUGAGUAUUUUAGAAGUAGACAUGUUGGUGAUGGACCAUAUCCCAAAUGCUCGUUUUACCAUUUCUUUCAAGUUUUUUUGGAGACCAUAUAUUACAGACUUGUUUGAAUUUCAGUUUUCUAGUUCUUGUGUUGAAAUUUUGUUGACAAAGUGGCCUUGGUGGUUCUUUCAAUUACACCAAAUGUUUCUGUUCUCGUUAUCUUUGAGUGAAAAUUGUUAAAUCCCAAGUUGCAACUA